Messenger RNA from Daphnia pulex (common water flea), 2748 nucleotides. RefSeq names its product ABC transporter G family member 20-like. Lineage: Eukaryota; Metazoa; Arthropoda; Branchiopoda; Diplostraca; Daphniidae. Gene Ontology annotation, molecular function: ATP hydrolysis activity; ABC-type transporter activity; ATP binding. Bases 524 to 2731 code for a protein of 735 amino acids. The record is from RefSeq and is a predicted model, not a curated record. The transcript is spliced from 12 exons. Gene Ontology annotation, biological process: transmembrane transport. Gene Ontology annotation, cellular component: membrane; ATP-binding cassette (ABC) transporter complex.
CACCAGUUAUGUCUAGGCAAGGAUAUAGCUUUCUCCUUUUUUGGCGUUUUAACAUUUAUUCGUGUAGAGUUUGAAAUCACGUAUGCGUGAAAUGCGGAAGGGACUCCCCUCCCAAAUAUGGCUGCUCAACAACAAAAAAAGGCCUGUCCUCUAUACGUUCGUUACUUGUGUAAAUGGCCAAAAAAAAAAAAAGGAUUUAGGUCUAACAAGUCGGUGAGGGCCCACUGGCCACCUCCAAGGAAUAACGGGAUAAAUAUAAGAAAUUCAAACCUCCUUUUCAUACACCUGAACAACUCAUCACAAAACAGUUUGGCUCGAGUGUAGCUCCUCCGCCAAAUAUAAUUUAUAAGAUUUCUCCGCUGUUUGCUCUUUGUUCAGACUGGUUCUCUCCACUUCUGUGCCCGUAGCUAACAAUCAUCAAGACUCGUAUUUCAGCUCUCACUUUCUCUGUGAUUACACCAGCAAGGAAAAGUGUCGAAUUAAUUAUUGUGUUAGACAGCAAGGAAUAAGAUAUUGUCGAGAAAUGAAGAAAAGUGUCGAACUCUCGUCGGAGGUGUUUCUUACGUCACACCGUUUGGAUAGUGAAAAUGAAACAAAUAAUAAUAACGGUGGGGUUGCUAAUGGUGUCAUCGUACGCAAUGCGAUUAAAAGUUACGGUGUCGGAAGUAAUCGCUACGUUAUACUAAACGGAUUAAACAUGACAGUGAAAAAAGGGACAAUUUACGGAUUGCUGGGGGCCAGCGGCUGCGGUAAGACAACACUGUUAAGUUGUCUCGUCGGACGACGAACCUUAAAUAACGGAGAGGUACUCGUCCUGGGACAUGAGCCGGGCUCUCCUAACAGCGGAAUUCCCGGACCGCAGGUCGGCUACAUGCCACAGGAAUUGGCACUGUACGACUAUUUUACCAUCAAGGAAACCCUGGAAUAUUUCGGGCGCAUUUACAAAUUGAAAAGUGCUUUUGUGAAAUCGCAAUUGAAGUUUCUGUCCAAUUUAUUGGAUCUACCCUCGUGUGAUCGUUACGUCAAGACGCUGAGUGGCGGACAGCAACGGCGCGUCUCGUUCGCCGUCGCUUUGUUUCACGAUCCUGAUUUGCUCAUCUUGGACGAACCGACAGUCGGCGUUGAUCCUUUAUUGAGUAACAGCAUUUGGAAUCAUCUUGUGCGUCUAAGUGUCGACCAUGGAAAAACGGUGAUCGUCACGACUCACUACAUCGAAGAAGCAAAACAAUCGCACACGAUUGGAAUGAUGCGAUCCGGCCGUUUGCUGGUCGAAGAGUUGCCGGCAAAUUUGUUGAGAGAUUACGGACUUUCUUCAUUAGAAGAUGUUUUCCUGAAGCUUUGCCUGAAAGACGAUGGCAAUGUUCCAGCCGGCCAAUCGACUGAAUUGCCCAAUAUUGUAGCUUUAAAAGACACUGACCAAAUCAGUGCCCAACAGCCACCAAAUGGGCAUGUAAACAUGUCCGUCCAACAAGUAAGAAUUCCGUCUUCCAGCAAACGACAAUCUUUUAAAAUGGCACUGCCGUCUCCUCAUCGGGUCGGCGCACUCAUCCGGAAAAAUUAUUUGCUGUCGUUUCGAAAUAUCGGGAUAUUUUUAUUCACGUACUUGUUGCCGGCCUUGCAAGCAGCCCUAUUCAAUGUGACCCUUGGGCACGAGCCAAUGGGCCUGAAAAUGGCCGUCGUCAAUGAAGAAAUCGAUCCGAGUCUGGGCCGCGUUUGCAACUACACGACAGAUUGCGCUUAUUCGAUGCUCAGCUGUCGCUACCUUCGCUACAUCAAUAACAACAUCAUUCAGGUUCCAUAUGAGAAUGUAUCCGCCGCUAUAGAAGCGGGAAGACAUGGGAAAGUCUGGGGUGUCAUCCACUUCGGGAAGAAUUUCACUCAAGAAUUUGAGAUGCGACAGUCGAACGGCGAUUCGGCGGAAUUGGACAAUAUCAUCCGCAGUCGAAUCAGCAUCAACAUGGAUUCUUCCAAUCAGCAGAUUGACGUGUUUAUUGAAAAAUGGCUAGUGGAAGCAUUUGAAAAUUUUAUUCAAGAUUUCUUGAAGGUCUGCGGAAACGUACCAGAAGCUGGUUACUUGCCUAUCGUGUUUCUCGAUCCAGUUUAUGGCCAGAAAAAUACCCCUUUCACUGAAUUUAUGGCCCCCGGUCUUAUUAUCUCAAUUGUGUACAACAUGGCUGUGGCCUUAACAGCCGGUGUUUUCAUCACUGAAAGAAAACAAGGACUCAUCGACCGCAGUCUAGUGGCAGGUGUUCAGAUGCCUGAGAUCUUGCUGAGCUACUUGAUAAACCAGUUUACCAUCAUCAUUGGCCAAACCGCUUUGGUGUACCUGUUCAUGUUAAUGGUGUUCAAGAUUCCUUGUCAGGGCGAUUUGGCGCUAGCCAUUUUGAUCACUCUUCUCCAAGGGCUUGUCGGCAUUUCUUUCGGACUGCUGAUAUCCACCGGAUGCGAUAACGAAAUGGGAGCCCUUUCACUCUCGCAGGCCAGUUUUCUUCCGUUGUUAGUUAUAAGUGGAAUUUGCUGGCCGAUUGAAGGUAUGCCUUUCUACCUGCGCAAAAUCGCAUACGCCAUGCCCUUGACGUACGCCAUCGAAUCUGUCAGAUGCAUUUUCGCAAGAGGCUGGGGUGUGGAGCAGCCCAACGUCUACGCCGGAAUUUUAGUUAGUUGCGGAUGGAUUUUGACUUUUCUCGUUCUCUGCUUGGUUGUCGCUCGCGUCCGCAACUCUUCCAGUUAAUAGAACAUUUUACUUUG